CUCAAGUCUCGCGGUCGACUCCAAUUGCGCCAGAACACACAUCUUGUUUCCACUCCUAUGUCGCGCAGUGUGAUUAUCCUCGCUUUAACGGCAUCGCUCGCAAUGCUGGCCACUGCCUUUGCUGAUACCACCGCGGCUAGCAAGGCCGUACCAUACUUUGAUUCAUUCCAGGAACUGCGGGCGCGCUUGGGUCAUGAGAUGAUGUACCUCAGCUUCAUCAUCCUGAUCCUCGUCACAUACUGGGUUGGGAAGAGACACAACGAGGUCUUGGCCAAAACCACGAUGGCUGUCAUGCUCCCGCUCUUCCGCGCCAACUUUGCCCGUGUUGGCGAUCAUGGAGCCGAGCUUGCCAUUGACGCGCCUCACGAGUAUAUUAUCUACUUGACAGGACGCCGUCAUGUUGCAACUGUUCAUGGAUUGAUCAAGAUGAGGCCUCGUCAGGAUUUGAUCCGCACGCUGUUCACGAUCUUUUCGACGCCAGUCCAGGACACCUGCACUUUGAAUGUGACCAUGCAGCCCAACGAGUACAGCGACGGCGUCUUUGCGGUCGUGCCGAAAACGACUGGAUCGAUCAUCCGUAACAAGUAUUAUGAUCUGACGACGUUCACCAAGGCCUCGAACCAAAAGGCACUCGACAACUCACUGAUCACGCUGACAGAGUCCAAUGAGUUGACAGAGGCGAUCCUGCCAUUGAUCAGCAAUAAGCUCAACGAGGCUGCUCAGUGGCUUGAUUAUUUUGUCGUCUCUGAUCAACCCUCGUUCAAGCCCGAGACUCUGCCUACUGAACCCUAUGCAAAGCGUAUCUCGUUGUCGUUCCGUUUGCCCAAUGCCAGGGAUACACGUGAGAUUGCCCCGCUUGUGGAGGCAUUGAUCGCUUGUUUGGAUGGCCUUCCCAAUGCUUGCCACGUUCCUUCUGUGAUCAAGACCAAGAUCAGCAGGGCAAGAGAGGAGGCUGCGAAGGAGAUUGGCAAGAAGGCUCAGCAGGAAAGGGCGCGCGAGCUCGAGGAGAAGCGCUUGCGGGAGAAGCGCGAGCAGGAGAAGAACCUCUCGCCAGAUGCUCAGCGCAAGCUGGCUGCCAAGGAGGAAAAGAAGGCGAUCAAGAAGCGUCAGAAGAUGGCUACCAAGAAGGCCUAAGGAGCUUUUGCAUACUCAGACAUUUGGACUAUUCCUCAGGUGGACGGAUAAAAAUGCAAAGUAGUGGAGAGGUAGAGUGCUGAAUAAAAUAGU
Gamsiella multidivaricata is the source of this 1227-nucleotide messenger RNA. RefSeq lists its product as uncharacterized. NCBI's taxonomy places the organism in Eukaryota, Fungi, Mortierellomycota, Mortierellomycetes, Mortierellales, Mortierellaceae. The record is from RefSeq and is a predicted model, not a curated record. The transcript has 6 exons. Bases 58 to 1134 code for a protein of 358 amino acids. Gene Ontology annotation, biological process: endoplasmic reticulum calcium ion homeostasis. Gene Ontology annotation, molecular function: calcium ion binding. Gene Ontology annotation, cellular component: endoplasmic reticulum.